Molecule: messenger RNA, 1265 nt
Organism: Suillus clintonianus
Lineage: Eukaryota; Fungi; Basidiomycota; Agaricomycetes; Boletales; Suillaceae
Product: tetrapyrrole biosynthesis, uroporphyrinogen III synthase
Exons: 3
Coding region: 1-885 (294 amino acids)
Biological process (GO): uroporphyrinogen III biosynthetic process
Molecular function (GO): uroporphyrinogen-III synthase activity
Source: RefSeq, a predicted model, not a curated record
AUGUCCAAUGUCCUGCUUCUGAGAGCUGCUACCCAAGACAACCCAGAUCGAUAUGAAGAUGCCUUCAGGUCUCGCGGAUACCAUCCAAUAUCAGUUCCUGUACUAGAGACCGUCAUAGUUGGCCGCGAGGAGCUAGCACGCAGGUUGAGCAUCGGUCCAGAGAAUCAGAGCCUAUCUGGAGUCAUAAUAACGAGCCAGAGAGCCGUCGAGGCAUGGUCCGAGGCUGCCCGUUCACUGAUCAUUGCUGAAAACGACACACUUCUCAAGGAUGAAUCUGACUGGUGGUCUGUGCCGUUCUAUGCAGUUGGAGAAGCUACAUCGGUCGCGCUUCGUGAUCUUUGUGAGAAGAUUCCUCUGUAUUCACCCAGAGAUAUUCGGGGUGGUUCAGAGACGGGGACUGCAGAACGCCUUGCAGCAUUUAUACUCAAGGAUCUUCCCUCGGACGGGACAAACAGAAAACUUCUGUACCUCACUGGAGAUAAAAAUCGUGACACGUUACCGAAGCUUCUGGAGUCGGCUGGUGUUGCAUUAGACCCUCUCCAGGUCUAUGCCACAAAAGGUUCAUCCACAUUUCCUCACGAUUUAUCGCUUGCCUUGCAACGAGAGGGAUUCUCCUGGGGAUGGGUCGUCUACUUCGCCCCUUCAGUAGCUGAAUUCGUGACUCCAGUCUUACGGAAUCACUUCGUCCUGCCUACGGUCAAUUCGAGCACGGAGAAGCGCGGCCAACUUGCAGAACAUCAUCACUUAGUCAAAGUUGCUACGAUAGGACCCACCACGGAAUCCUUUCUCAAACAGAUUUUGAAGUUGUCGGUCGCAGUAACCGCGAGAAAUCCCAAGGCAGAUGAUCUUGCUGAUGCGGUCCUUCAACAUGAUGAGGCAGAAUAACAACGCAGUCCCCUUCAUCGCUCCAUGUAUACCUAUCAUCGCUUGUCACUACUGCAGAACAUGCUAAGUACAUAUGCCACUGCCAGAGCCCCGUUCACUCUUCACACAAUCACACGGAACUGACAGAUGUUACGAAACUUUACGAAAAACCUUACGAAUUGUCGGGCACCAAUUUCAAUGCAAUUUGCCCAGUCUACCAACACGGUGACAACCUUACUACACACAUUCUUUUGCACCACGUUCUUUACUCUACGCUCUACGUACUCCUCAACCUGAAGGCAGCGUAAAGCUGGUUCUUACACUGUCACGACAUGAACUCUCCUCUGCUGAGACAGGAAUAUGGCGUCUCGUCGACUAGCUUGCUGCCUCCCAGGGAGCAU